Molecule: messenger RNA, 396 nt
Organism: Pieris macdunnoughi
Lineage: Eukaryota; Metazoa; Arthropoda; Insecta; Lepidoptera; Pieridae
Source: the annotation of a GenBank genome assembly
AUGAAGGAAAAGCUAUUAAGCUUUCAUGAUGUGUUUGUUCUAGGAUGGUUUUAUAUUCGCUCGGCUCGUGGAGGGCUGCAUUUGGUAGCUGAUGGUCAUAUCUUCUACGAAGAUGGUGGCUCUCACCCCCGACGCGUAACAUGGCGAUGCGCGCGAUCCUAUCAAAAGGCUGAGAGAUGUCAGGUGGCACUGUGCUUGAGGGAUGGCAGGCUGGUGUAUUUUCGAGGUUCCCACAACCAUCCCGCUACCUAUAACCCCUUGAAGCACGAGUCCAGGAGGUUCGAAGUGGAUCCUAUGGGCAAGUACAAAAUUGUUGAGAGUUGUGCGCCCAGAACUAUGGUUGCGACGCCACCCGUAGUGAUUCCUAGCGCACCCCAGGCGGCUCUCUUCCUAUAG